AUGGCUAUAGGACAGAAAGCGGAGUUUGGAGAGGAUCGCCUCUCCAAGAUCGCCAAAGCCGAUCCCAUCAGAUGGUGGAAUAAACCUAACCUUCGCUUUUUGUAUCUGAUCCUGGUCCCAUGUGGCCUCGGUGUUGAAUGGACGUCUGGAUUUGACUCUUCCAUGAUGAACAGUCUCAAUGCCGUUGACUCUUGGGUGGAGUAUUUUAACCAUCCCAGCUCAUCACGCCUCGGCCUCCUCAAUGCGAUGUAUUCCCUCGGUGCUCUCAUGGCUAUUCCGUUUGUUCCUACGGUGUCCGAGUAUCUUGGCCGUCGCCGGACCAUUUUAACUGGCUCAUUCAUUAUGAUGAUAGGUGCUGGAUUACAAACCGGCUCGGUCAACGAUCACAUGUUUCUUGCAUCUCGGUGGGUUCUCGGUUUCGGGAUUCCAUUCGCCAUAGUCAAUGCAUCGUCUAUGUUGGGGGAGCUAGGAUACGAGAAAGAGCGUUCUACAUUGACGAGUUUGUUCAAUGCAAGCUGGUUCGUGGGGGCCAUCCUCGCCGCCGGUGUUACCUAUGGCACAUUCCAGAUGUCCAGCACCUGGGCUUGGCGAAUCCCGAGCUUUCUCCAACUUGUUCCCAGUCUCUGUCAAGUUAUUUUUAUGCCGUUCUGUCCUGAGUCACCUCGUUGGCUAAUCAGCCGAGACCGACAUGAGGAGGCGCUGGAAAUACUACAGAAAUACCACAGCGAGGGCGAGAAUGGAGAAGAGUACGUCCGUGUAGAGUAUGCUCAAAUCCAGUCUACUCUCGCUGAAGAGAAGGAUCGCGCGACCAACUUUGUUUGGAAGAACGUUUUUCGAGACGCGCCUAUGCGCCGCCGCUUCAUGCUGGCCGGUAUCGUCGGCUUCUUCACUCAGUGGUCUGGUAAUGGACUAAUCAGCUUCUAUAUGAAGAAGAUACUCAACCUUGUGGGGAUAACAAACAACCUCACCGUCCAAAAGGUUAUUCUGAGCGAGAAGUGCUGGGGACUGAUCAACGCCAUACCGAUUGCUCUUAUUGCACCCCGAUUCCGCCGUCGCGUCAUGUUUCUCAUUUGUUCCACUGGCACGCUGGUAGUAUAUGUGGUUUGGACAAUCGCCUCGGCGAGAUUCCAGAUUGAACAAACCCGAUCUGCGGCGAUUCCUGUGCUGGUCUUCAUCUUCCUCUAUUCACCGCAACGAGCACAGGGUAUCGCAGUCGAGCAGCUAAUGGUCCGUUUCGCCGUCUUCUUCAACACAUAUGUCAACCCCAUCGCAUUGGAUUCCAUAGGCUGGAAAUAUUACAUCGUCUACUGCGUCUGGGUUUUGUUUGAGAUCUUCACCAUCUGGUUGCUUUUCCCCGAGACCCACGGACGAUCGUUGGAAGAACUCAGCUUCAUGUUUGAAGAUCAAGCCGUGAGAGACCGUGUGGAUAAGAACGUGGAAAAGGUAGUGGACACUGUCCAAUUGACGGAAUUUACAAGCCAAGAACAGCGGGGGGAUGAUAAAGGCGCGGCUUAG
Messenger RNA from Clonostachys solani, 1515 nucleotides. NCBI's taxonomy places the organism in Eukaryota, Fungi, Ascomycota, Sordariomycetes, Hypocreales, Bionectriaceae. The record is from the annotation of a GenBank genome assembly.